Messenger RNA from Anopheles cruzii, 2996 nucleotides. RefSeq names its product alanine--tRNA ligase, cytoplasmic (gene AlaRS). NCBI's taxonomy places the organism in Eukaryota, Metazoa, Arthropoda, Insecta, Diptera, Culicidae. The record is from RefSeq and is a predicted model, not a curated record. Bases 1 to 2916 code for a protein of 971 amino acids. Gene Ontology annotation, cellular component: cytoplasm; mitochondrion. The transcript has a single exon. Gene Ontology annotation, biological process: alanyl-tRNA aminoacylation; tRNA modification. Gene Ontology annotation, molecular function: amino acid binding; alanine-tRNA ligase activity; aminoacyl-tRNA deacylase activity.
AUGUACUCAAACACCACGCUGACUGCCGACCAGAUUCGGAACAUUUUCCUCGAUUUCUUCAAGGAAAAGCAGCACCUGUACGUGCACUCGUCGUCGGUCAUUCCGCUCGACGACCCGACGCUGCUGUUCGCGAACGCCGGGAUGAACCAGUUCAAGCCGAUGUUCCUCGGUACGGUCGAUCCGGCAAGCGAAAUGGCACGCUGGGUGCGUACGGCCAACACGCAAAAGUGCAUUCGUGCCGGCGGCAAGCACAACGAUCUGGAUGACGUGGGGAAGGAUGUGUACCAUCACACAUUCUUCGAGAUGCUGGGCAACUGGUCGUUUGGCGAUUACUUCAAGCGCGAGAUCUGCACCUGGGCCUGGGAGCUGCUGACCGAGCGGUUGCGUCUGCCGAAGGAACGGCUGUACGUGACGUACUUCGGGGGCCAUCCGGAGUCGGGGCUGGAGCCGGAUUUGGAGUGUCGUCAGAUUUGGAUCGAGCUGGGCAUUCCGGAAGCGCACGUCCUGCCGGGCAGCAUGAAGGACAACUUCUGGGAGAUGGGUGAAACGGGCCCGUGCGGACCGUGCUCGGAGCUGCACUUCGAUCGGAUCGGUGGAGGACGGAGCGUACCGGAGCUGGUGAACCAGGACGAUCCGGACGUGCUGGAGAUCUGGAAUCUCGUGUUUAUCCAGUUUAAUCGCGAGCAGGACGGAUCUCUGCGUUCGCUGCCGAAGAAACACAUCGAUUGCGGGAUGGGCUUCGAGCGGCUGGUGUCGGUGAUACAGGACAAGCGUUCGAACUACGACACGGACGUGUUUGUGCCACUGUUUGAUGCGAUCCAGGCCGGAACGGGAGCACCGGCAUACCGGGGUCGAGUGGGAGCCGAGGACGCCGAUGGAGUCGAUAUGGCAUACCGGGUGUUGGCUGACCAUGCCCGGACGAUCACGAUCGCACUGGCGGACGGUGGUUUCCCGGAUAAUACUGGCCGGGGGUACGUGCUACGGCGCAUUCUGCGUCGCGCAGUUCGUUAUGCAACGGAGAAGUUGAACGCCAAGCCGGGAUUCUUCGCGACACUGGUCGACACCGUCGUGCAGUUGCUUGGGGACACAUUCCCCGAGGUACGCCGUGAUCCGCAGCACAUUAAAAACGUGAUCAACGAGGAGGAGGAACAGUUCCUGAAGACACUAUCCCGUGGCCGUAAUUUGCUCAAUCGAACGAUCGCCAAGCUGGGCGACAGCACCACGAUCAUUCCGGGAGAUGUAGCUUGGCGGCUGUACGAUACGUACGGCUUCCCGAUCGAUCUGACGCAGCUAAUGGCGGAGGAGAAAGCGAUGACGAUCGACAUGGAUGGGUACGAAAAGGCCAAGCACGAAUCGUACAUGAUUUCGCAGGGCACCGAGAAGGCCCAAACGGCCACGAUCGAUCUCGAUGUGCACGCAAUCUCGGAACUGCAAAGUCGUCCGCUGGCCCCGACCGAUGAUGGGACAAAGUAUCGGUACCGCGCGGAGAGCACCGACCCACUGGCAGAGUACGUGUUUGACCCGUGCCGGGGCCGUAUCGUUGCCUUGCGGUGUGACGGAGCGUUCGUUGAGGAGGUACACGCUGGCCAGGAGUGUGGAGUGAUUGUCGAUCGGACAAACUUUUACGCCGAAAGCGGAGGACAGAUCUACGAUCAGGGUUUCCUGGUGAAGGUCGGCGACGAGAGCGGAAGCGAGCUAAUUGUGACGAUGGUGUACAACCGGGGCGGAUACAUACUGCACAUCGGAGUGGUCGAGGGAACGCUGCGUGUCGGUGACGAGGUAGAUUGCCAUAUCGACACGGUGCGCCGCCAGUUGACGAUGAAGAACCACUCGGCCACGCACGCCCUGAACCACUCGCUGCUGCAGGUACUGGGGCAGGACACGGACCAACGGGGAUCGUUGGUGGUGCCGGAGAAGCUGCGAUUCGAUUUCACUGCCAAGGCUGCGCUCACGAUCGAGCAGGUGGCCGAAGCCGAACGUUUGACUCGCGACGUGGUGCGCAAGAACGUGAAGGUACACGCGAAAGAGACAAAACUGGCCGUCGCGAAGAGCAUUCGAGGGUUGCGGUCCGUGUUCGACGAAGUGUAUCCCGAUCCGGUGCGAGUGAUCUCGUUCGGGGUACCGGUUGAAGAUCUGGCCGCCAAUCCGACGAGCGAUGCUGGCGUUCUGAAUUCGGUUGAGUUUUGCGGCGGAACGCAUCUGCACCAGUCCGGUCACAUGGUGGACUUUGUCAUCACGACGGAGGAAGCGAUCGCCAAGGGCAUCCGGCGGAUCGUGGCCCUAACGGGGCCGGAAGCGCUAAAAGCGCUGCAGAAAACGGAAGCCCUCGAGCAGGAAGUGAGUAAGCUGCGAGCCACGAUCGAGAAAAGUACCGGGGCCGGGGCCAAGGAGCACGUGCGGCAGAUUGUGGACCUGACGGAGGACAUAUCGCAGGCCACCAUUCCGUACGUAAAGAAGGACGAACUUCGCACGGUGCUGAAGGGAAUGAAGAAGACGCUCGACGAUCGGGAACGCGCUGCGAAGGCCGCCGUUGCUGGUGAAGUGAUCGAGCGUGCAAAGGAACUGUCGGAAGCACACCGUGAGGCCACAUUUUUGGUGGAACGACUGGAGGCGUACAGUAACACGAAAGCACUCGAUUCGGCACUCAAAGAGGUGCGCAAGGUGAAUCCCGACCAGUCGGCCCUGUUCCUGUCGGUCGAUGAGGACACGCGGAAGGUCUUUUGUCUCGCGUCCGUGCCGAAAACUGCCGUCGAGAAGGGUCUGAAGGCGAACGAGUGGAUCUCGCACGUGGCCACGUUGAUGGGCGGAAAGGGAGGCGGCAAAGCGGAAUCGGCUCAAGCUUCCGGUGGCAACUGGGACAAGGCGGACGAGAUCCUUGAGUUGGCACGCAGCUUCGCCAGCUCAAAGUUGGCUUAAGAAGGCGCAUUUGAAUUUUCAUUCGAGUUUUUAUUACAUUUCCUUUCGAUAAACCUAAUUCGCUACGAAGAUUGCUUAAU